This is a messenger RNA of Branchiostoma floridae (Florida lancelet), 4355 nucleotides long. RefSeq lists its product as uncharacterized. The record is from RefSeq and is a predicted model, not a curated record. Gene Ontology annotation, biological process: regulation of DNA-templated transcription; innate immune response; cellular response to stress. Bases 421 to 3630 code for a protein of 1069 amino acids. The transcript is spliced from 4 exons. Gene Ontology annotation, molecular function: protein binding; DNA-binding transcription factor activity. Gene Ontology annotation, cellular component: cytoplasm. NCBI's taxonomy places the organism in Eukaryota, Metazoa, Chordata, Leptocardii, Amphioxiformes, Branchiostomatidae.
UCCCUUCUUACGAUUGGUUGCUGCUGAAUUUACAGUCUGCAAUGGUACUGUAAAUGUCUUUGGUGAUUUGAUUUGUUGGUAAAGGAUUCUACAGGUGAAUUCAGAAACCUGAUCAAAAUAAACAAGUUGCCUGUAAAAACACUGGCAUUUGUGGGCAGUCAGGUAGAACUGUAACCUUGGACAUCUGACGUCAGGGGUCAGCAGUGCCAUGUCUGUAAUUAUCCUCUGGGUGAAAUGCACGGCGAUACAUAUGUCACUAUAAUCCUGGAAAAAUGCCUCAAAGGAAAGGGUGGCUCCUGUUCAAAAACUUCUUGCAUGGGUGUAUAUCGCAAUUGGUAAGCCCAAUGCACUGGAAUGAGGCCCAAAACAGCAUCAGACUGGUUCUACCAGUUUGUGGGUGACAGCUGAACUCUUAGCAAGAUGGCUGCAAUAAGGAAAUCAGCUGAUCUAAAGACGUGUGAGACAAACGAAACAAGAGAAAAUUUGGUUGACAGAAGGUCUCUACUCGCCAGUCAUACAAGUCAGUCCAUCAACAGUGAAGUCAAUCUAAGCUGGCUCUGGCCAGUUCAGCUGGCAGGUUCCCCUGCUGUCAGGGACGUUUUUCAACAAGAAGCCACACAAGGGAGUUUGCCGGCCCGACACAGCACCGUUUCGUUCCUAGGAGACGCCAGAGCUGGUAAGACAAGUCUGGAAAAACACCUGCUCGAUAAGUCCUUUGAUUCUGCUGAAGUAGCGACUAAAGGACUUGAGUUCGAUUUGGUACAAACAGAUGUAACGGAAGUGGGUGAAGGGUGGAAAACAGUUCACGAAGGGCCCUACAGCAGAUAUGACACUGGACGCGCACAGUAUGUUGCCAAAGAAAUUUUGAGAGAGGCUGAGCUAGUGGGCAAUCCAUAUCCAACACCAGCCGUGACGGCGUUGUUGAACUACGCACUAACACUUGCCGUAAUUGCCAUGAUUACGGGGUCAGUAGGUUUUCAGCUGGGGUUUGGUGUUGUUCUUUUAUUAACAACCGGGAUUUUCAAGCUGUUCGGUCAGAGCUACAAUGUAGCUAGGGAAUACGGUGUCAAUGUAACUAUAGCACACGUCUCAAUCAACUUCUUGCUAAGUGUCUUUCGAGAUAUCUUCUCUGUAUUUGGAAGCAAACAGUCGACUGGGUUCCCCUUCCUCCAAUACGUUAUGUUUGUUCCAACUAUAGUCUUAAUCGCGUUUGUUGUCUCGGCGCCAUUUUCUGUUGGCGGCAGACCCGGCAUAGCCCUGGCCUUUUGCCUAAUGCGCGCACCUUCUCAGCUAUCUUUUCAGGACUUAGCUUCAGGUCUUCACUUAAUCGUUAGUGGAUCAGAGUGUCUUUUAGCUGCCGCCAAUCUAGGUGGCAUCGUAGCAUCGUCUAGAGGGUGUUUGAUGCCAGUAUCACUGGUGUUGCUACUGAUAGCUGUUGCUCAGGGCGGCGCCAGUGAGAUGCUGGGGUACCUGCUGAUUUUGGUUGGUGGCUUUGUAUCAGGGGCAACAGGUUAUAUGACCUAUCACAACAUACGAAGACUUUGCAGUUCCUUUCGACGUGGCCUGCAAUUACAAAUCUUCAUGGGUCCAAUAGGGUUUGUCUAUGGCAUUGGAUUAUGUUGGCUAUUCGGCUGGCAGAUGGAUUUGCCAUCAACGUGGAAAGAUGCUUAUUAUAUAGUGCCGAACUUAGUGGCCAUUUUCCUCAUUGUACAAGUAGAAAAGCAGAGAGUGUAUUGGGCAUCUCAGGAACUUAGAAGCUAUCCUGUCCUUCUUGUUAGUAGGAGCGUCAAAACCUUUAAGGACGUAAAAGAUUUUCCUCUCAAGUUUACUCUGAUUGACUUUGCUGGAGAUACUGUCUAUCACUGCACACACCACCUGUUUCUAUCAAAUCUAGCAAUUCACCUGAUUGUCUUUAACAUGGAAAGAUUAGAACAACAGCCAGGUUAUAUCAGACGUAUUUGCUACUGGGUUCAGUCAGCUAUCGUCCACGUGCAAAAUCCCAGUCCUCAUAUUUUCAUUGUUGGAACACACUCGAGCAGUCUGUCGGUAGAGAGGAGAACGUUUCUAUCCCGUAAGGUAAGCAAGGCAUUGCUGAGCAAUAACAAGUUUACUCAGUCUAUUGUGGGAAAACCAGGUAUCAAGAAGGAUAUUGUGUUUUGCGUUGAAAACUCCAUACCUCUUCAUCAAGAUGACCAAGCCCGUCUCCUUCGAAAAACCAUCAUGGAAGUCGUCGCUUCGUCCUUCCAAUCCAAGAGGCGCAUCCCUAUCAAGUGGCUCAAAGUCAGUGACUUCAUCAACAAGUACAAAUCCAGUUCCACAGACACGUGUAUCCUGGACAAACGUACCUUGUCUGACAAGCUGCGAAAUGAAGGUGUUGUUGAGGUAGAAGAUGAGACAGAAGAGUUUGAGGAGAUGCUAAAGUUUUACGACAAAAUUGGAGAAGUCAAGGUUAUGGGUGAUGUUGUAGUCUUGAAUCUAAAAGCUUUGGUGCAGCUUGUCAUAGAGCUUGUGGAGCUUGACUGUGAUGAUCAUGAGCUUGGAAUCGUUCACGUCAGUACUUUGCGCAAAGUAUGGGAUUUUUUGACAGUGGAGAAUUCCAUUUCCACCAUCGCACUGUUCGAGAGAUAUGACAUUCUCUGCCCGAUCUCAAAAGAGCAGUAUCUUGUGCCGUUGCUUCUGGAGACAAUUGAGGAGACCAACGCCGAGAAAAGUAAGCAAAAGAAAACGGAUCAUGGGGCUUCGGCAUUCUGGGACGCUACGGGAUCUGACACUGUCCUCUACUUCAAGUUCUACAAGUUCUAUCCAGAAGCCAUCUUUCUCCGCCUGCUUGCCCGAUGUUUGUCAAUAUCACAGAAAACCCACGAUCAAGGUCGUGGUCUUGACCGAGAUGUCUACAGAAAUGUGGGCAGAUUCUACCAGGGACAUGAGUUCUACUACAAAGUGGAGCUUGUAUGUCAAUCUGUGGAGCAGAACAUGAUCCAGGUCAUUGUCAAGUGUGCUCCAGACAGAAGUCCUCAUUCUCUACUGUCCAGACUUCACAAGGACUUACAGCAGAUCCGAGACAGGGACUUCCCUUACCUGAACUACACAGUGGGACUCCCAUGUCCAGCAUGCAGUCCCGGCUGUAGCAGCGAAGGAGAGAGUGAGGUCGCCCCUCCACACAUCCUGAGGAUAGCAGGACAUGACGAAGAGCUCCCACGACCCGGAGAGAAAGUAACUCUGAUGUGCCGAGGAAAAGCCUUUGAGGUGGACCUGGGGGAACACCAACCGGCACUGGAUGCUGUCCAACCAAUGAAGACUGGAGAAAGCAGCAGAACGUCUGAACAGAAAGGUGGCGUUGGUCUCGUGGACUCCACGACCAUCCGACACCUGUCCAUUCUCCUGGACCCGCCCGCACCCAUCUUUGGGAACAACUGGAGGGCGCUGGCUGACGAACUGGGGCUGUGCUUCCAGGACAUUUGCUACAUCGAGGCAAAGCACAACCCUACAGAGAUGGUUCUAGACAUGUAUAGUAAGAAUACACCAACAGCUAACACGAACCAAAUCCACAGGGCUUUGUUAGACAUAGACAGACCGGAUGCCGCAGAAAUUACCCAACCUACCUCUGUCCAAUCGCCAGCAACACAAUGAGCAGACUGUAAAUCAAAAUAUUGUAGUGUAGAUGUGGGUCUUUGUGUGUAUUUGUAGGUCAAUCUGUCUGUAAACAGCAUACCUCGAGACGUCGUGGAUGGAUAUAUAUGAUCUAUGUUUGCAAAAUGAAGAAACGAUUAGAUUUUUGCCCCUCUUGUGGCUUUCCAUGGUACUGCAACAGGAUUUCCGGGUAGAUGUUUCGUGUUCAGGACAUGACUUUUUGGUGGUAGAUAGCUAGGUAAAAGACAUAUGCUUGAGCCCUCUAACAACUUUCUUUUGAAUUACAGCGGCACUUCAAUUGCACUGAGACUUUUUCAGUCAGAGAUGAAUGAGUUUUCAAGGUUUUUUACAUGUAGGUACCUUGACGGGAUCAAUGCUAUGGUAUAACAAAUGUGCAAGUUAGGGCUUAUGAGGCAUAAUUCAGUAUAGGCCUUGUGUUGUAUAAGUCAGACGAACUAGAUAUGGCACAUCUAUCCUGGCCUGGAUCGUCAGACAGGAUUAACUUAAUCUCCAAACAGAUGUUGGGGUGAAAGAUUGUCAUAUUUUCUGACUGCUUUGCUGCUCUGACCGCUAACAAUGCAUCUCAUGCAUGUUUGAGUGCGUAACUGUUAGAGAAGCCUGAUAGUGAGAACAAAUUACUACAUUGUGCCCAAAUAUCUGCUUGGAGAUAUUAUUAUCAGUCAAACAGCUGCCGAGUGGCUUCUGUCUGUUCUUUGCUUAUGAAA